Molecule: messenger RNA, 765 nt
Organism: Eruca vesicaria subsp. sativa (arugula)
Lineage: Eukaryota; Viridiplantae; Streptophyta; Magnoliopsida; Brassicales; Brassicaceae
Source: the annotation of a GenBank genome assembly
AUGGCAAUAACUCAGCAUGGAAGCAAAUACUUGCAGAAGAUACUUCAAGAUGGAACGUCUCUAGAGGCUAUGGUGGUCAUUUUCAACGAGGUGAUUCAUCAUCUUGUUAAGCUUAUGAGAAAUCCUUUUGGGAAUUACUUGGUGCAGAAGCUACUAGAUGUUUGCAAUGAAGAACAGAGAACAAAUAUCAUACGCAUUGUUACUUCACCACGAACACUGUUUGUCCAGAUAUCCCUUGAGGCUUACGGUACUCGAGUUGUCCAGAGAUUAGUGGAAUCAAUCAAAACGACGGAGCAGAUUCUUCUAGUGACAUCAGCUUUGAGAGUUGGAUUUCUCAGCCUGGCUACGGAUUUCAUAUAUGAAGAAGCUACUAGGUUCUGCAUAGAUAUCGCAACGCAUAAUUAUGGAUGCCCUAUGCUACGAACAUGCGUUGCUUAUUCCACUGGACAACAACGAGAGACAAUAACCGAAGAACUACGCAGUGCAAUUCAUUAUAGAAAUGAGAGAUUUUCAAGCGAGUUAAAAGGGCACUAUGAGGAGCUCUCAACGCAGAAAUUCAGUAGCCAUGUGGUGCAAAGAUGCUUAACACACUAUCCAGAGAGUCGUCCUCAGAUAGUGAAUGAACUCAUCUCUGUCCCUCGUUUUGAUCUUCUAGUUCAAGACCCUUACGCAAAAUUUGUCAUCCAAGCGGCUCUUUCUGUCACCGAGGGUUCACUUCAUGACAUGCUCGUUACGGUUCACUCGAAUCUACGUAAAAGUCCUUAA